AAUGGCCGGGUGUGUGAACAAAUGAAAUUUGCAAAGAAAAUAUUUUAAAAAUAUUUAAUAACUAAAAUAAUUGAAAAAUUGUGCGAAAAUAAAAAUUAAGUUACAUGCAAAUUUUUUUUAAAAUUUUUCAAAACUUAUACCUAAAAUAUUGUCAUUGUGAACAUCAAAAUAAUUUUUUUUGUGUGUGAAAAUUCACAAUAAUUGUUUUGCUUGGAAAAAAAGCAUAUUUAGAAGUGAGAAUAAAAAUAAGGAGUUUUACAAAAUAAAGAGUGAUAAACAAUUCAUAAAUAUAAAUAGUAUAUAGAUGAAAGUAUUUCUAGAAGAAUUCGAAAAUUAUAAACAAAAAUAAUCAACAGAAAUCUCAUAAAUAUUGCAUACUGUAUUUUUGUACAAAGAUAUUUAGUAAGUGGCGGCGGCGGUUUUUAUUAAAAGAUAGGUUGUACUCAUACAACUUGCAAUUCCUACAAAAAAUAUAUUAAUUAAUGAAAAAUGGAUGCUUUUGACGAAGUAAGAAAUAUGGGUAUACCCGAAAUUGCGGAUUCAUGUAAUACUACAGCUAAUCCCAAUAAUGGUUAUCACACAAAUACUGACUUAAAUGCUGAUGAAUAUAACGCAGAGGAUAUAAAUUACAAAAAUGAUAAUUCAACGGCGGAAGAAUAUCAACCAAUUGAACAAGAAAAUCAAAACACUGAUGUCGCUGACCUUGAAAUAACUAAAGAAGAAGAAAAACUUAAUAGCGAAGAACAACCUUUAAUUGAAGAGCCAACAAUUGAAAAAGAUCCUGAGGAAAAUGGUGAUGAAGAUGGGGAAGAAGAAGAUAAAGAUACAAACGAAAAAAUAUCAAAUGGAUUAGAUACAGAGGAAAAAGAUGAAACUGUUGAUAAGGAAGAAGAGGAAACAACAGAGGUGGAUACAAUAAGUAGACGGGAAAAGGAAUCAAAAAAUUAUAAAGAGGAUGAUGAUGAAGAUGAUGAUGAUCAAUUGCCAUUGGCCAAACGAAUGACUAAUUCUAAUAAAAAACAAUCUGGUAAUUCAAAACCAUCGGUUGUAAAACGUGGGCCUCGGGGUCCUUACAACAAAAAUAGAAGUAAACUUGAACCUAUAGCUCCUACAGAAACCGAAAGCGGAGAUGGACUCGAUGAAAAUCAAUGCCGAGUUUGUUUAGUUAAAGAAGAUUUAAUAAGUAUAUUCAAAACAGAUAAUAAACUAUCAAUAGCUGAUAAAUUAAUGAAUGUAUGCUCAGGAAUUCGCAUACAACGUAAAGACUUUUUGCCUCAAUUUAUAUGUAAUACAUGUAUGCAAAGUGUUCAAGUCGCUUAUAAUUUGAAGGUGCUAUGUGAAACUACAGACAAAGAUCUGCGCAGUAAAUUAUCGAGAAGUAAAAAGAAAAUGCGUCGUCCAGCAACGGAGUAUGUGUUAUUAGACGCUACAAAAUUUCCGAGUGAUGAAAGCGACAACGAUCUUGAAGAUAACGAUGAUGAAUUCAAACUGUCAAAUGAAGAAGUUGUGAAAUCUUCAGGCACUGAUCCAACUGAUUCGGGUUCUGACUAUGGCAGUAGAAGGAGAUCAAGGCGCGUUCGAACAAAAAAGCCCCAAAAGAAAAAACGUGAAAUAAUAAAACCAAUAAUUAUUGCAUCACCUCCUCCACCAGUGAAAUCUGCAGCUAGGCCCACACCAGUAGCAAAAAAGCCGGGAUCAACGAAUUCUGCUGCAAAAAGAAAUCGUAAAGAAUCAUCUUCGCCAGAGAAACGCCCUUCAGCCGAUUUUAGCAGUGGCAGUGAAGACAAUUAUACUCCACCAGCUCGUAAGCGUAAGGAAGUUAAAAAUAAAAGUGGAUCUACUCCUAUUAAUGCACCAAAAGAAGCACAAUGCCCUUAUUGUAAUGAAAUCCUACCUUCGCAGAGUGCCCUAAUAAAACAUAAAAAAACGCAUAGUAAUCAACCAUUAAAUUGUGAAAUGUGUGGCAAAUCAUUUAAACUAUUAGCGGCGUACCAAGCUCACGUUGAAAAGCAUAAAACUGAUGGCGAUUCAUUGAAAUGUGAUAAAUGUGAAAAAACCUUUACAAAAUUAGUUGAAAGAAAACGCCAUAUGAUUGAAGUUCAUAAUGAGAAACCUGAAACAUUCCCCUGUGAAAAAUGUAAACGCGUUUUUGCUUUAAAGAAAACUCUAGAACGACAUCUUGAAGAUGGUAAAUGUCCCGGACCCAAACCACCACGACCGCCUGUACCGACACCAGUAAAAAAAGCAAAAUCUGAUGUUGAAAAUUUAACAUUGGGACGAGAUUUAUUUAAAUGUGUCGCACCCCUAACAACAACAUACUGGAGCGACAGUUUUUCGGAAUAAAGUGGAAAUAUUUCUGAUAUUUUUAUUUUCUAAUUUUAAUAACUUCUUUUUUCUUUCUUUCUGCAUAAAAGAAACUUUUUUAAAAUGUUGCAUACUACGAAAAAAAUUUUUUUUUAAAACAUUUUGGUCGUAUUGGUAGACGUAACUAUAUACGUGAAAUUAUAAGUAUAUUAAUUUUUCAUAAUUUGAGAAAAAACAAAUUUCGAAUUUAAUUUUUGUACAUAGAUUUGAUAAAACACCAGAGAUGUGAAGCUCAUUUGCACAUAGAAAUUUUUAGCAUUAAAAUUUUAUAAAUUCAUAAGAAAAUGAAAAUUUUAAAUCAUUAAGAAAAUUACUACAAUUUUGGUCAUUUUGUUAUGACUAAAAUUCAAUAAUAAAAAAAAAAUUUAAUACUUUUUUUUUAAUUAGUUUUAAAAAUUGAUUAUUUUGCUUUUAGGCUUUAGUUUUUGUUAUUAAAUUAAGGAUUUA
This is a messenger RNA of Condylostylus longicornis, 2811 nucleotides long. Its product is annotated as zinc finger protein weckle. Gene Ontology annotation, molecular function: zinc ion binding; chromatin insulator sequence binding. Gene Ontology annotation, cellular component: nucleus; chromosome. Gene Ontology annotation, biological process: regulation of transcription by RNA polymerase II. The coding region runs from base 490 to 2343 and encodes 617 amino acids. The transcript has 2 exons. The record is from RefSeq and is a predicted model, not a curated record. NCBI's taxonomy places the organism in Eukaryota, Metazoa, Arthropoda, Insecta, Diptera, Dolichopodidae.